AUGGUAAACUUGGAGAUGUUGCUUGCGACAGAACCGCGUGCAACCGAAAACCGGAACGGCGUUGGAGUGGCCGACUUGCGCUGUGCUGGCUUUGCGGUCGAUGCUGGUUGGAUAAAUAAAUCACGGACUUUCUGUUCGAGCUUCAUUUCGUCCAGACUCUGCUGCGAGUCGUGGGAUUGCUCGUCGUUCAAUCCGUACACCACCUUUGGCUGUUGCCCGCGAAGUUUCAGUAAUGCAUGGUUGAUUGGGUUGUCUGAAUGGUGUUCGUCAGGUAAGGCGGCCAGUUCUGCGAUGGCGUUCACGGAAAGUCCCGGGUAUGGAAGCAGACACGAGCCAGAAAGAAAGAUGGAUGCUGUUUUGGUGUCGCUCUCGAAAUCGUCCUCGAAUGGUAGCGACCAUCCAAAGAAUGGGAGCUCGUAG
Messenger RNA from Ogataea philodendri, 420 nucleotides. RefSeq lists its product as uncharacterized. NCBI's taxonomy places the organism in Eukaryota, Fungi, Ascomycota, Pichiomycetes, Pichiales, Pichiaceae. The record is from RefSeq and is a predicted model, not a curated record. Bases 1 to 420 code for a protein of 139 amino acids. The transcript has a single exon.